Messenger RNA from Hippoglossus stenolepis (Pacific halibut), 4339 nucleotides. It is a transcript of the gene fgd, whose product is annotated as faciogenital dysplasia. Bases 306 to 3026 code for a protein of 906 amino acids. Gene Ontology annotation, cellular component: cytoplasm. The record is from RefSeq and is a predicted model, not a curated record. Gene Ontology annotation, biological process: cytoskeleton organization; filopodium assembly. NCBI's taxonomy places the organism in Eukaryota, Metazoa, Chordata, Actinopteri, Pleuronectiformes, Pleuronectidae. Gene Ontology annotation, molecular function: metal ion binding; guanyl-nucleotide exchange factor activity. The transcript has 19 exons.
CGGAGAGGAGGCUUCUCUCUUCAGGAGGGAGGAGAGAGGAGCGCACGGAGGAAACUACUCUGCUCGCUACUCGGCACAAGAAAAAUGACCCGGGCACAACUCGCUGGAGUCCGUAGGGAAACCAUGAAGCGACCUUAAGUGUGUGUGUGAGGCUCGGUUCUCCUUUUUUUUUUUUUGGGACAACAGGAAAGGAGGAGAAGUGGAGACGCUCCGUGCGCAGGAGCCUCUGUUGUUGCCAGUUUCUCCGAGAGAGGAAAAAGAACGCGUUCCGCAGAGAAAAGAGCCGGAGACGAAGUUUGUGCAGGAUGCAGGGGGUUUCAGCUACUGACCUCCCUGCCUCUGCUCUGCAGUACCAGUGUGGAUCAGUGGACUACCUGUGUUCUCCACAGCUGGCUAAGAAAGGUCCGACCCCCAGACCAUGUCACGACAGGCCCGCCAUCAAACCCCGGCCCCAACCCUCCUCCUCACCCAGACCGCAGACCGCACAGAAACCUCAAGUGCCCCCUAAACCUGCGCACCUGCUCGCCCUCGGGCAAGACAAGAAACCUAAGAGGAUCCCCCCAGCGCCCUCCAGGCCUUUGCCAGCACCCCCUCCUCCACCGAAACCAAAGCCGACUCUGCCCCCUCCUGUCCUGGGAGUACAGCCGCAGAGGGAGGCCCAGAAGGUGGGGCUGCUCAUCGAGAGGUUUGAGAAUUCAAGGGUCCCAAUCCUGGGGGUGCUCCCACGGUCCCAGCUGCACCUGUGCCUGAGAAUGGACACUGCGAACGACAUCAACUCCUCCUGCGGCCAGGACACGGCGGCGAAGGCUGCAAGAGACUCCUCCGCUGUGGACAAACUUGCACUUGGCAACUCCGAACUAACUCCGGAGGGGUCUGAACUCUCCUGCCUGGCCUCCAUGCACAUCGACGGCUCCGAUGAGGCUCCGCUGGACGAGUGCGCGGAGGUCGACCUCACGCAUGGCAUCGGUUGCCUUGACGACGUGGAGCGGGAGGAAGGCUCCUCCCAUGAGCUCCUGGACAAUCCGGACUCCUCGGAGCAGAACGGGAAAAUUCCCAACCGGGACAGCGGCAUCGACAGCCCGUCAUGUGCCGCGGACGGGGAGGUGUUCCCCAACGAGGACGCCAUAGACGAGGAGGAUCAUUACGACAGCGUCACGGAAACGGAGAGCGUGUCCUGCUGUGUUACCCUGGGCAACAAGCGAGACUCAACGCAGGAUGAGGAUAGUGACUUGGACGAGGGGAGCAGUGGGGAGAUGCACCCUCUGACAGACACACAGACUGGGUAUACAGCAGACACAACGUCAGAGGCAUACAAAUGCUCAGAGGCUCAGAGACUCCUGAACAUCGCCAACGAGCUUCUCCACACCGAAGAGGCCUACGUCAAGAGACUCAACCUCCUCGACCAGGUAUUUUGCACUAAGCUCACAGAGGCUGGAAUCCCUCAGGACGUCAUUACAGGGAUCUUCUCCAACAUCUCCUCCAUCUACUGCUUCCACGACAAGUUCCUGCUCCCCGAGCUCAAGACACGGAUUACAGGAGAGUGGGACUCGAACCCUCGUAUUGGAGACAUCCUCCAGAAACUGGCUCCGUUUAUGAAGAUGUAUGGAGAGUAUGUGAAGAACUUCGACCGAGCGAUGGACCUGGUUAACACCUGGACGCAGCGCUCUUCACAGUUCAAGAGUGUUGUCCAGAAUAUACAGAAACAGGAUGUGUGUGGGAACCUGACGCUGCAGCACCACAUGCUGGAACCAGUCCAAAGGAUUCCUCGCUACGAGCUGCUGCUCAAAGACUACCUGAAAAAACUGCCUGACGACGCCCUCGACAGGAAAGACGCAGAGAAGGCGGUGGAGCUGAUCUCUACUGCAGCGAACCACUCCAAUGCAGCAAUCAGGAAAAUGGAGAAGAUGAACAAGCUCCUGGAGGUGUACGAGCGGCUCGGGGGGGAGGAGGACAUCGUUAACCCCGCCAACGAGCUCAUCAAAGAAGGACAUAUCAAGAAGAUGUCGGCCAAAAACGGAACGGCACAAGACCGAUACCUCUACUUGUUCAACAAUAUGGUGCUGUACUGCGUGCCUAAACUCCGACUGAUGGGACAGAAGUUCAGUGUCAGAGAGAGGAUUGACAUCGCCGGCAUGGAGGUUCAGGAGAAUGUGAAGCAGAACCUUCCUCACACCUUCGCCAUCAUCGGCAAGCAGCGCUCACUGGAGCUGCAAGCCAGGACAGCUGAAGAGAAGGAAGAUUGGAUUCAGGUGAUCCUGGCCACGAUCGAGAGGCACAAGCAGAACAGCGAGACGUUCAACAAAGCUUUCAACAGCUCCUUCUCUCGAGAGGACGACCACCUCCCUGACUCACCGGGUCCCUGGUGCAGCCAAUCCAUGGACUCGGACAGUGAAAGACUGCACGAGAGGAAGAGUUCCAGGAAAAAGGACAAAGAGAAGCAAACAUGUAAAGGCUGCAACGAGAGCUUCAAUUUCACCAAGCGCAAACACCACUGCAAGUCCUGCGGAGCGGCCAUCUGUGCAAAGUGCUCAAAGACCCUGGACAACAAAACGAGCCGAGUGUGCCCAGAGUGUUUCGAAGCGAGCCUCAGUCUGGAGAAUCUCGGAGUCAGUGAACAGAAGAGGAAAGCAGCGCCUGAGAGACAGUCAUCUCUAGUGGGGGAGAACUGUUUAAUGAGCGGCCACCUCCAAGUGCAGGAGAAAGGGAAGAGCUGGAACAAGAUGUGGGUGGCUGUCACCAAGGCUGAGCCACUGGUGCUGUUCUUGCAGAGCAGUGGGCAGGACUCUAAAGGGGCGCGGGCGGUGCCUCUCCCCGGGUUCGAGGUGAGCGCGUCGCCGCCAUCGGCAGCAGAGAAGUCCGAGGGGAAACACGCAGUCCGGCUCACUCACGCGCAGCAAACUUUGCUCCUAAGUGCCCAAGAUGCAGAAGUUCAGGCCAAGUGGAUCGACGUCCUCUCCAGAGCUGCACGCGGAGAAUCGCCCACGGAUUCGUCGACCAGCCUGACGGAACACAGGAAGAGCCAGUAGUGGCCAAAAGGAGCCAAAGGACUCGUGCCCACUCCUUCCCUCCUCCCUCCCUCUCCUGUGUAUAGAGCACACAUUACUUGAAUUCACUUUACCUUGGCACUUUUUGUUUUGUUUUCUUUUGUUUUCUUUUGAAAGGACCACUCAAUCCUUCCCAUGCCACUUCAAUCUUACUUUCAUCAUCACACAGCUUCUUCUUCCUCUCUUUCCAUCUUUCCGCCCGUCUUGGACAAACAAACGAAUAGAAGGACUGUGUUAUCGUGCCGCCGACACCACUGUAUGCACACGUAUGUGUUGUUAGGAUAUUUUAUUUCUCUCCGUGUUUUCAGCAGCCGGAGAGGAACGUUGAAGAAGUCAUGUUUUAUUUGUAAUAUAGCUGAAUAAGGUUCCUGUAUGAUUUUUUUUAAUUAAUAAUGAAGUUCCUUGUACAUGAUGCGACUGUGUUGUGAAGCAUUAACUCUUCCAUUUGUGUGUGUGUGUGCGUGCGUGCGUGUGUGUGUGUGUUUGAGUGUGAGCCCACUCCCAUGUUUAUUAAGUAUUGAAUGUUAGUGUAAGAAACCUGCGGCACCUCUCUGUCUUCAUCAGUCCUGUGUGCGGACACAGUGGCAGUUCAGUGGGUAUUGUACAGUAUGUAAACUAUAGUGUGAUGCAAGGAAACAAAGAAAAGAAAAGACAUUUUAACUUAAAAAAUAACGUUGAUGGAUGAAAAGAUGUGUAAACUUGUGGCUGGCCACCUGAUGCUCCCGCUGUCUGCUCCCAUCUGACAGACUCUCGCCUUAUGCUCUCCUGUUCUUUAACCUGAGUCCCAUCGGCCACGUCUCCUGUGACUCGUCCAGAAUGGGAUCAAUUCUGAGCCAGGUUCAGAAAAUACAGCAGUAAAAUAAACCCUUUCCAUGUACUUCUCUCUUUCUCGCAGCAUAGAAUCGGAUUGUCUGCUUCUCCCUCCCCCCCCCGUCAGUGAUGUGAUGGAAACCAAGUACUGUACUGUAGAGCUGUUUAAUCUGCCUUGCCCCGCCCCCCCCGGUCCCCUGCUCCUAUCAGCACCAGCCUUUAAGCAAAAGUAGCAAAAAAAAAUCUCGUCAUUGGAUCUUUGUGCAUGUAAAAUCACUCAUAUUUAUGUACCGUGCUUUGAAAUAUCGCCCCCGCCCCCCCUCCCCCUUUUUUAAUGCUCCAGAAUUCAUUCUUGUCGUACUGUAAGUGAGCAGAGUCUGCAUUGAGUGUUUUUGAACAUGGAUUGUGCACAGUGGAAAAGCAGUCAAGCAUAUCAUCAAUAAACCGAUGUUGUGGUUCAUUCAGUACCACGCUGUCCGAGCAGA